Messenger RNA from Sinocyclocheilus grahami, 7980 nucleotides. Its product is annotated as fibronectin-like. The record is from RefSeq and is a predicted model, not a curated record. Lineage: Eukaryota; Metazoa; Chordata; Actinopteri; Cypriniformes; Cyprinidae. Bases 155 to 7651 code for a protein of 2498 amino acids. The transcript has 47 exons. Gene Ontology annotation, cellular component: extracellular region. Gene Ontology annotation, molecular function: integrin binding; proteoglycan binding; extracellular matrix structural constituent. Gene Ontology annotation, biological process: nervous system development; cell-matrix adhesion; cell-substrate junction assembly.
UCUUCCGAUGUGUUCAGUACUGUCAGGGGAAGGCAGUUGAAAUACAACCGUGCGCAAAGACAAUCAGCCCCCGUGAACCUCUCCGCGCCUUCCUCUUUAGUGCGCAACAGAAAACACUGCACAUUGACACACUUGUUCUCCGUAGCGGGUGAAAAUGACCCGUAUCUCAGUUAAGAGGCUUCUGCUCCUGCUGUGCAUCGGGGGAUCUGUCCACUGUAUGCCACAAUCUGCAGGGAAAAGUAAAAGACAAUCGCAGGAACAAGUCCGUCUGGACCCGGUCUACGAGGAAGCUAGGAGUUUAGCAAUCCAUGAAAAUGGCUGCAACGACAACGGUCGAUUUUAUAGAAUGAACGAUCAGUGGGAGCGUCAGUACAUGGACAGCACUCUCAUCUGCACUUGUGCGGGGGCUUCAGGGGUCAAGUGUAAAUCCAAACCUGCAGCCGAGGAGACGUGCUAUGACAGAUUCAAUGCGCGCUCCUACCAAGUCGGAGAGACUUACGAGCGACCGAAGGAUGGCAUGAUAUGGGACUGUACCUGCAUUGGGUCAGGCAAAGGCAAAAUUAGCUGCACCAUCGCAAAUCGCUGCCAUGAUGGAGGAAAUUCCUACAAAAUCGGAGACACCUGGACACGACCACACGACACUGGAGCCUACAUGCUUGAAUGCGUGUGCCUCGGCAAUGGAAAGGGAGAGUGGACUUGUAAACCAGUUGCGGAGCGUUGCUAUGAUGACUCGCUAGGAUCUUCAUAUGUGGUUGGUCAGACAUGGCAGAAACCCUACCAAGGCUGGAUGAUAGUAGACUGCACCUGUUUGGGAGAGGGCAACGGACGCAUCACCUGCACCUCCAGAAACCGCUGUAAUGACCAGGACACUAGUACCUCAUACCGUAUUGGUGAGACCUGGACCAAAACUGACUCCAAUGGAAACACUCUGCAGUGUCUUUGCACAGGCAACGGUCGUGGAGAAUGGAAGUGUGACAGACAUGCUGCUUCCCAUGCAACACCCGCCAUUGGUUCUGACUCUUCCGCGACUCAAAGGGUUUCACCAGUGAUAAACCAAGUCAAUGUCCUGGCUGAACUUCUUGAGGAGGGCAACUGUAAAACUGAUUCUGGUGUGUACUACUCCAAUGGCAUGAGCUGGAUCAGAAGUCAGGGCAGCAAGGAGAUGCUUUGCACUUGUGUUGGAGGAGGAAUCAGCUGUGAAGAGCAAGAUGGACAGUCCUUUGUUUACGGUGGCAACUCCGGUGGGCAGCCAUGUGUGUUCCCAUUUGUUUAUAGUGGGAACACCCACUACUCUUGCAUCUCUGAGGGCCGAACAGAUGGGCAGUUAUGGUGCAGUACUUCAUCUGACUAUGAUAGUGACGGCUUGUACUCAUUCUGUACCCGAAGGAACCAGCUUGUGGCGACUCGUGGAGGAAACUCUAAUGGUGCUCUGUGCCAGUUUCCGUUCAAGUAUAAUGGACGCAACUACACAGAUUGCACAUCUGACGGCCGUCGUGACGCCAUGAAGUGGUGUGGUACCACUACUGACUAUGAUUCAGAUCGGAAAUACGGAUUCUGUCCCAUGGCUGCUCAUGAGGAAGUCUGCACCAUUAAUGAUGUCAUGUACCGUGUGGGUGAUGAGUGGGACAAACGCCAUGACACGCUUGGUCACAUGAUGCGCUGCACUUGCCAGGGCAACGGACGUGGAGAGUGGAACUGCAUUUCCCACACUCAGCUCAGAGACCAGUGUGUUGUGAAUGGACAGACAUAUGAUGUUAACGAGACCUUUGAUAAGCGUCAUGACCAGGGCUACAUGAUGAACUGCACAUGCUUUGGCCAAGGUCGCGGUCGCUGGAAAUGUGAUGCCAUCGACCAGUGCCAGGAACCCGAGACCAAGGUGUUCUACCAGACUGGCGAUACAUGGAACAAGGACAUCCAAGGCGUCCCAUAUAGAUGUUCCUGCUAUGGUAACGGCAUUGGAGAACUGGCUUGUGAGCCUCUGCAGUCUACCGCUCCUGUUCGGGUCAUCAUCACAGAAGCUGGAAAUCAGCCAAAUUCUCAUCCCAUCCAAUGGAACGCUCCCCCGUCUGCCCACAUUACGCAAUAUAUCCUGAAGUGGAGAGUCAAAAACACACGGACACCCUGGAAGGAGGUAACCAUUCCUGGGCACAUCAACUCACACACUAUUUCAGGGCUUAAACCAGGUUUGACCUAUGAAGGUCAGCUGAUCAGCAUUCUACGCUACGGACCGAGAGAGGUCACUCGCUUUGACUUCACCACUACGUAUGGCUCUCUGGAAAAAACAGAGGGUGAGACCACCCAGCCUCCACCAGUAGUGGACACCUCAGAGUCCGUUACCGAAAUCACCUCCAGCAGCUUCGUCAUCUCCUGGGUAUCUGCAUCCGAGACAGUGUCUGGAUUUAGAGUGCAAUAUGAACUCUCUGAGGAAGGAGCCCCACAAAAUGUGAUUGACCUCCCAAGAACAGUUACAUCAGUGAACAUUCAAGAUCUUCUGCCUGGCCGUAGGUACAACGUCCAAGUUUUUGAAGUCAAACCAGAAGGAGAUAAAAAUCUCAUCCUGACAACUACUCAGACCACUGCACCUGACGCUCCAACUAAUUAUGAGGUCUCAAAUGUACAGGAGACAGCCAUCAUGAUCAGAUGGUCCAAACCCCAAGCACCUAUAACUGGCUAUCGUGUGGUGUACACACCCUCGGUCGAGGGCAGCAGUACUGAACUCAUCCUCCCUGAGGCUCAAACAUUUGUGACACUGGGUGACCUUCGACCUGGCCUGUCAUACAAUGUCAGUAUUUACUCAGUGGAAGACAACUUGGAGAGUAAACCUUUGGUCCUACAGGUCAGCACCGCUGGAGAGCAAAAGCCUGAGGUGGUCCAAGCUCCCACAGACCUGCAGUUUUAUGAAGUUACUGAUGUCAAGAUCACCAUCACCUGGACUGGUCCUCCUAAUGAGGUCUCAGGAUACCGCGUGACCUUUGCACCCGUAAGCACAGAUGGCCGGACCCAGAGACCCCUUCAGCUUCCUGUGACACAGAAUGCUUAUGCCGAGCUCACGCACCUGCAACCUGGCACACUCUACCGCUUCCAUAUCUAUGCAGUCAACAGAGGAGUGGAGAGUGAACCUUUGGUUGGGGAGCAAUCUACAAAGCCUGAUGCCCCUACUGACCUGAGGUUCACUGACAUCAUUGAUGACAGCGCUGUGGUCAUCUGGACUGUCCCCAAAGCUCAGGUCACAGGUUAUCGUCUCUUCAUCAGCAUGGGCAGCUCUAGCCCCAAACACCUGAGGAUCGCCGGUCCCGAGUCUCAAUACAAGCUCACUGACCUUCAACCUGACACAGAGUACAUAGUCAGCCUGCACUCAGAGAAAGGGAACACGCUCAGCGAGGGAAUCACUGAUGUCUUUAGAACAUCUCAGCCAACAGGCAAUGCUCCUCGAUUCAGCACAGAUGUCACCGAUACAGCCAUCAUUGUUACCUGGACCCCAGUACCACGAUUCAGCUAUAGGAUGUCUGUGAGGCCCAGCCAAGGUGGUGAGGCUCCCAGAGAUGUGACCUCGGGAGAAGGCACUAUUUACUUUUCUGGUCUGACUCCAGGAUUGGAAUAUAUCUACAGCUUGCAACCCUUGUUCAAUAACCGAAAGCAUGGCAACCCUAUCACAAACAAAGCUGUGACAUCCCUGUCCCCACCAACUGACCUAAAUGUGGUGUCUAACCCUGUCACCGGUGAACUCAAUGUCAGAUGGAGCAGCACCAAAAGUCCGGAUAUCACUGGCUACAGAGUGACAUGCACACCAACCAAUGGGCAGCAUGGAAAUACUCUAGAGGAGAGUGUUCGAGGGCAUGAAACCUCAUGUACCCUUGAGAACCUCAGUCCUGGCGUUGAAUACAAUGUCAGUGUCUACACUGUUAAAAACCAUCUGCAGAGUGAGCCUAUCUCAACCACCGUUACACAAGAUGUGCCCAAGGUGGGUGAUCUCAGCUUUGUUAAUUUCACGGAUACCACAAUCGGAAUUAGAUGGACCCCGCUAAAUUACCCGGCAGUUACUGGAUACCAUAUUAUGGUUGUUACGGCCGGCCAGAGUUUUCCUAUUUUGGAGGACGUGGUGAACUCCUACGUCAGCUAUUAUACCAUUCGUGGACUGGAGCCAGGCAUCAAUUAUGACAUCAGUGUGUCCACCGUUACAGAUGAGGCGGAGAGUGUGCCCUCGGUGAUCACACACCAAACCCAAACUGCUAUUCCAGCCCCCACAAACCUGAACUUUGCUGAGGUGGGCUCAGACUCCAUGCGUGUGUCGUGGACUUCCCCUUCUGUUAAGCCAUCUGAAAUUAGCCGCUUUGUCAUCCGCUACCAUCCCACAAAAAAUGAUGACGACACUCAGGAAGUCAAUGUAGGAGGUGGCAUCAAUAACUUCCUCCUUCAGAACUUGCUGCCAAAUACAGAGUAUCUGGUAAAAGUAGUGUGCGUCUAUGAUGACAGAGAGAGUGAACCUGUAACUGGUAUUCAGAAAACAAAAUUGGACUCCCCGACAAAUCUGGACUUCUCUGAUGUCUCCACCAACUCAUUUACCCUGCACUGGAUGGCUCCACGUGCCAUCAUUACAGGUUACCGUCUACGCUAUCAGCCAACCAGUGGUGGGCGCACUAAAGACGAGAGACUUCCCCCGACGAGAAAUUACUUCACACUGGUGAACCUAGCUCCUGAGACAGAAUACACUGUCUAUAUUUAUGCUGUCAGUGGCAAUAAAGAGAGUCUACCACUUACUGGAACUCAAGCAACUGUCUCUGAUGCUCCCACAGACCUGGCCGUGACGUCCUCCACUCCCACUAGCAUCACCAUCUCCUGGGAUGCCCCUGCAGUCACUGUACGCUACUACAAGAUCACACAUGGUGAAACAGGUGAAAGAGAUGCACCCAGAGAGUUCACUGUUCCAGGAACACAAUCCACUGCCACCAUCCAGGGCCUGCGUCCAGACACCGAUUACACCAUCACACUGUAUGCUGUGACUGGCAGAGGGGACAGCCCAGCCUCCAGCACACCAGUCAUCAUCACACACAGGACUGCAGGUGGAAGUGUUCCAUCCCCAUCAGAUUUAGAGGUUACUGAUAUUCAAGACAAUGCCUUAACUGUCCGCUGGAGCCCAGCUAGAGGUCCCAUCACAGGCUACAGAUUAACAGGGACGCCCAAGGGUGGGCAAGGUCCUACAUUCUCUGAGCUGGUUGGCCCUGAACGUACAGAAAUGACCAUCCGUGGCUUGGUGCCCACAUUGGAAUAUACAAUUAAUGUGAUUGCUCUCAGCCAAGAAGGAGAGAGUACCCCAGUGGUCCAGAAAGCUACAACAGCAAAUUUACAGCAUCCAAGAGAUCUGACCUUCUCUGAUGUGGACUCCACCUCCAUGCUUGUGACAUGGGAUGUUCCACGGGUUCCAGGAGUGACAUCCUACAGGGUUCUGUACUCUAGUCCAGAGGAGGGAGAAAGGGAGUACCAACCAGCUGUAAGUGGUCGUGAUAACCGUGUGGUUCUCCAAGGUCUGAGCCCAGGAACCAUGUACAACAUUAAAGUCAUUCCCAUGAAAGGACGUAACCCAGUCCGUACUCUUGAGGGCAUUCAGCAAACUACCCAUGAGGAGACUCAGCCCACUGCUGUCCCUGCUCCCACCAAUAUACAGUUCUUCGACAUUAGUCCAUCUUCUUUUGUCGUGGCAUGGCAAGCACCCAAUGCUAGGCUUUCUGGCUAUCGUGUGGUGGUAUCACCGAAGAAUCAUUAUGCCCCAGCCAAAGAAAUGAAUGUUGCACCAGACUCCACACAAGUCUUAGUGCCUGGGCUUAUGGUGGCAACCGCUUAUGAGGUUCAUGUCUAUGCACUGAGAGGUUCAGACAGCAGUUCUCCUCUCACUGGAGAAUGCACCACCGCUGACAAUAUAACCCCUCCUCGUCGAGUCCGUGUCACUGAUGUGAAAGACACUUCAUUCACUCUCAUAUGGCGUGUUGUCAAUAAUGAGCCAAUGACAGGUUUCCUUAUUGAAGCCACACCCAAAACUGGAGGUCACCCCACCUUCAGGCAGACUAUUUCUGCUGACAGCCAUACCUACGUUGUCACUGGUUUGCAGCCAGGUGUCAUGUAUGUGGUCAACAUGUACACAUUAAAUGGAAAUACUCGAAGCCCUCCUUUCACAAUUACUGUAAACACAGCUCGGCCAGCUGUUCCGUCUGCGACUAACCUCCAGUUCACCUCGCUGACCCCCAAUUCCAUCUCCUUUACUUGGCAAGCCCCUUCAACACACAUUACAGGAUAUUACAUCACUUAUGAAGAAGCAGGUGGUUCGCCUCGUGAGCUUACACCCCGCCCUAACGUUGACCAGAACUACGCCACCAUCACUGGUCUGAAACCAGGCACAGAAUACAUUAUAAAGAUCUUUGUCCUACUGAAUAGCCAGAGGAGCGGACCACUGGUUGGCACGGCCACAACUCAGCUGACCUCUGAUCUGCCCAGUCUGCCCCACCACGGUGGCCCAGACAAGCUGGAUGUGCCUGAGUCUAACAGAGUUCAUGCAGUGGGUCCCACUGGGCAUGACUCACCUGAUGCACACGGGCAGCAUGUGGAGUACACAGAAUUCAAUAAUCAGCCCAGUCAACCCAACAGAGGCUACAAGCCUCACCAUCAUCAAACAAUCCCUCAACCUAACCAACCCCGACCCCAGCCUUAUGUGCCUCAAGUUGGGGAGACCCUAGUCUACAUCCCCAAGGUGGGACCCGAUGGGGGCCGUGUGCCUCAAAUUAUUCAGGUUAGUGAGAGGCCUGGCGAUGGCCAUCCUUUUGGUUUUCCAGAAGACAAGACUGGAAGACCACAGGAGGCCCAGACCCAGACCCCCAUCUCAUGGCAGCCCUACCAGCAAAGUUCUGGUUACCUGGUGUCCUGUCAGCCCAUUACCCAUCCAGAUGAGAAGAUGUUUCAGAUGCGUGUCCCAGGAACAACCACAAGCGCCACCCUGAUCGGUCUCACCUCUGGUGCCUCUUAUAAUGUCAUUGUGGAGGCCUUGAAGGGAGCCCUCAAACACAAAAUUUUGGAGGAAAUCGUCACCGCUGGAAACACAGUUCCAAGAGAUAGUUCAUCUAGCAAGGACUCAUGUUAUGACACCUUCACAGCCACUCACCAUGAUGUCGGAGAGGAAUGGGAGCGCAUGUCUGACACCGGCUUCAAACUCUGGUGCAAAUGUCUCGGUUUGGGAAGUGGACAUUUCAGAUGUGACUCUUCCAAAUGGUGUCAUGACAAUGGAAACAACUACCGCAUUGGUGAAAAGUGGGAGCGACGGGCAGAAAACGGUCACUUGAUGAGCUGCACUUGUUUGGGCAAUGGCAAAGGAGAGUUCAAGUGUGAACCACAUGAGUCCAUAUGUUACGAUGACGGAAAGAUGUAUCAGGUUGGAAACCAGUGGCAGAAAGAAUACUUAGGGGCCAUUUGCACUUGCACAUGCUAUGGCGGACAGCAGGGCUGGCGAUGUGAGAACUGCAGAAGGCCUGGUGCUGAGAUAAGCUCUGACCUGCUCAAACCUGUCCGCUUAAACACUGGCCAGAGAAUGAACAUUCAGUGCCCCAUUGAAUGUCUCCGACCUGAGCUUCUUGCAGAUGCUGUGGCCAACGCCAAACCCAGAGAGUAAAAUUGUUUCUGACCAAACUGCACCAUGACCUUCUGCCCCCCUCAUGCAUCAUUUCAUUGGGACAUGUAAUAAAGAUGUGAUUUUAUAUGAGAACAUACUAAUCACAUACUGCUUUAAAAUCUCCCAGUUUAUGUCAUGUCUCCACUGCCGUCCAGUUGUGAUGCCAUAGCAACAGCUGCAUUUAUUCACAGCCUUUGAUUGGCUGUUGUUUGGUUGAGGAAUUUCAAUGGCUUUUACAUUUUUGUUUGCUAGUGUUUUAUACAUCCAUUAAAAAAAAUUACUGCAAUGUCAAAAGAUAUUUCUUAUUGCAGUCAGUUAAACCCAUUUGU